This is a messenger RNA of Megalops cyprinoides (Indo-Pacific tarpon), 4403 nucleotides long. RefSeq names its product natural resistance-associated macrophage protein 2-like. The record is from RefSeq and is a predicted model, not a curated record. NCBI's taxonomy places the organism in Eukaryota, Metazoa, Chordata, Actinopteri, Elopiformes, Megalopidae. Gene Ontology annotation, biological process: metal ion transport. The transcript has 17 exons. Gene Ontology annotation, molecular function: cadmium ion transmembrane transporter activity; iron ion transmembrane transporter activity; manganese ion transmembrane transporter activity. Gene Ontology annotation, cellular component: plasma membrane. The coding region runs from base 165 to 1865 and encodes 566 amino acids.
UAAACCGGUUAUACCCUAAAGUACUGUGACGAGGUUAGCAUCUCCAAGCUAGCUAAGUUAACGCCAUUUGAAAUGAAACAUCGUCUAUUCAUGCACAGAACGCAUAGCUAGGCAGGGUGUCUGCCCCGGAGGAUACCAGCAUCGUCCCCCUGCCUCCCAGCAUUAUGCCCACAGAGCAGGAAGCAGAGCUCUCAGAAGGGAGCCCCACUCAUGGGAACGGAGCUCUCUGGACCACCCACUCGCAGGACAGCCCUGACUGCGCCUCGCCCAGCUCGGAACUCCAGAACGAGCAUUUCUCCACUUACUUUGAAGAGAAGGUCCCCAUUCCAGACGAUACCAGUCAGGCAUGUUUCAGUUUCAGAAAGCUCUGGGCCUUCACGGGACCUGGUUUCCUAAUGAGCAUCGCCUACCUUGAUCCAGGGAACAUUGAAUCAGACCUGCAGUCCGGCGCCAAAGCGGAAUUCAAGCUAUUGUGGGUUCUUUUGGGGGCCACCAUCAUCGGGCUCCUGCUUCAGAGGUUGGCAGCCCGCCUGGGGGUGGUGACUGGCAUGCACCUGGCUGAGGUCUGCAACCGCCAGUACCCCACGGUGCCGCGUAUUAUCCUGUGGUUAAUGGUGGAGCUGGCCAUCAUCGGCUCUGACAUGCAGGAAGUCAUUGGCUGUGCCAUUGCAUUUAACCUGCUCUCCGUCGGCAGUAUCCCGCUAUGGGGAGGCGUUCUCAUCACCAUCGUGGACACCUUUGCUUUCCUCUUCCUGGACAAGUACGGUCUGAGGAAACUUGAAGCCUUUUUUGGGUUUCUCAUCACUGUCAUGGCCAUCACCUUUGGAUAUGAGUAUGUGAGGGUGAAGCCAGACCAGGGGAAGCUGCUGCAGGGCAUGUUUGUGCCCUACUGUCAGGACUGCGGCCCGGUGCAGCUGGAGCAGGCUGUGGGCAUCGUGGGCGCAGUCAUUAUGCCACACAACAUCUACCUGCACUCCGCGCUCGUCAAGUCUCGGGAGAUCGAUCGCACCAACAAGAAGGAGGUGAAGGAAGCCAACAAGUACUUCUUCAUCGAGUCGUCCAUCGCUCUGUUUGUCUCUUUCCUCAUCAACGUCUUUGUGGUGGCCAUCUUCGCUGAGGCCUUCUAUGGAAAGACAAACUUCGAUGUGAAUGAAGUCUGUAAUGCAACAGGAAGCCCACACACAGACCUCUUCCCUCUGAACAAUGACACACUGCAGGUGGACAUCUACAAAGGGGGGGUGGUGCUUGGCUGCUUCUUUGGCCCGGCGGCGCUCUACAUCUGGGCAGUGGGGAUUCUGGCGGCAGGACAAAGCUCCACAAUGACUGGCACAUACUCAGGCCAGUUCGUCAUGGAGGGCUUCCUAAAUCUGCGCUGGUCGCGCUUUGCCCGCGUGCUCCUGACCCGCUCCAUCGCCAUCACCCCCACCCUGCUGGUGGCCAUCUUCCAGGACACGCAGCACCUGACUGGCAUGAACGACUUCCUCAAUGUUCUGCAGAGCAUGCAGCUGCCGUUUGCAUUGAUCCCCAUCCUCACCUUCACCAGCUUGUCCUCCAUCAUGAAUGACUUUGCUAACGGACUAGCCUGGAAGAUUGGAGGGGGGCUGCUCAUCCUGGUGGUGUGCGCCAUAAACAUGUACUUCGUAGUGGUGUACGUCACCACGCUGAGCAGCGUCUGGCUCUACGUGCUGGCGUCCUUUCUCUGCUUCGCUUACCUGGGCUUCGUGGGCUACCUGGCCUGGGUGUGCCUAAUUGCCCUGGGUGUUUCCUGUCUGGACAUCGGCGGCAGGAUGUGCCUGGGUCUGAGGAGACGCUCAGACACAGUCCUGCUGAAUGACAUGGACAGUGGUGUAAGUGUGGAACGAUAGAAUGGAGAUGAAGACAGCAGAGGAGAGAAAUGGAGAAAGAAAGAGAGAAAAAGGGUGAGAUACCACAGCUGAAAGGACUGAUGGAGGUCCUCUGCUUGAGUACAGAACCCUGAGGACCCUUUGUCACCAGCCCAGGACAGUCUCUCUCCUUGUGCCUUACUGUAGGUGUAAAGGGACACUCCUUUUCCACUGUAAAGCUGGAACCAGGCUGGCUCAUUACACUCCUUUUCCACUGUAGAGCUGGAACCACACUAGCAUGAGCUGGGCGUGAGCUAGGUGACGCCAUACAGCAUGAUUGCCUUUCCAUUGCAUUCACAUGAUUUCAUUCCACGCGGAGUUGUGGAAUCCACCCAGAUUGAACUGACAGACCUGGACUACAUCUGCAAUUCAAGACUAACAUUUCAAGUAGACUGUGUGUUAAUUCUGCCUAUCUCUGGUUGUUUGAUGUCGUCAGCAAUAACAGCCUUGAACAUGGUACUUAACCUGAAUCGCUCUGGUGAAUUUCUAGUUUUGUAAAUGGAUGAGAUGAAAUUAAAUGUAAACUAUGCAAGACAUUGUGGAUAUAAUGCUAUAUGAAAUAUUUUUUUCAUGGCAACAUCAACAGCAUACUUAUGCAGCUUUCCAAUUGCCCACAGUGUGCCUGGUUAAAGGCCAGUUAGACAGGUAGACCAGUAACACUAGUGGGUCUGAGAUAGCCUGAUUCAGACUCUACAGUGGCAAAGGCAUGUAUGCCUUCUACACAGUCACAUUUUAAUUCGAUUCUAAUACACAUUUUAGUGCAAAUAUGACUGUUCAUGCAACUGUAUUUUUUUAACCGGGUUUAGUUGUGAGUAUGUACAGAUAUACAUGUAUAGACACGACUGAAAGUACCCACUGUGAACCGCACAAAGGUGUGAUGUGAAGUUUAUGUCUCGCCUGUGAUUAAGUACUGUUUCGGCAGUAGCCACUCACGGUAUGUCUCUCCUAAACAUUCCCUCAGGCAAAGUGAAAUCUGAUUAAUUAGGAAUUAAAUGAAGACACCUGAGUUUUAGGAUUCCAAUGGAUUUUUUUAAAACACAUUUUUAAAGAAUUCUUUUAAGUGUUUUACUUAAAAAAUUGAAUAUGAAAACACUUACCUCUUCAUUGCUGUGACAAGUAUAAAACAAUUUAAAAUGCUCUGCAAUACCUGACUAAAAUGGUAUUAUUUGGUUCCUGGAUUACAGAGCUUGUUGCACUAAAACAUGGUGGUCAUACCUACAAUGCUGCCCCUGGACAUUUUUCACAUUAUAUGAUGUUUCUGUUAUUUUUAGAGUACUUCAAUUGUUCAUUACUGAACACAGGCAUCAUUAGCUCAUCUAAUGAUCCAUUAUGUGCUGCUCUACACUGCCCUGUGUGGUUGUACUUGGAAAUGACAGUACAGCAUCUCUAGGCAGGAAGUGGAGGCUGUCUAGGCUGUAUGGCUAAACAUACUGGGGAGCCCUUGCACUACAGCUAGUAGGAUCAGCUAUGAACGUUUUCCCCUUUGCUUCAUUUUACUAGUUGUAUGUAGCUGCAACACACAAGGCCAGAUUUAAUUGAACGUUUUACCCUUACAUUUGAGUGGGGAAUUUGAAGAAGUGUUAAAACAAGUGUUUAAACCAGCUUUUUAUUACAGUUAGCUUGGGCCACAGCUGCUAGUUUACUGCUCCAGGCAUCACCGAGGCUUGUUAUUAUGCAAUCUGCAACUAUUUGAUGCUCCACUUUCUUGAAAGAAAGUCCACAUCGCCAGCAAAAUUGAAGUUAGAGCCCUUUGUGCUGAGAUUGUUGCAGCGUACAGUUAGAGACUACGCUCUUUGAGAAGCCACCUCUUGAUGGACACCACAGAGUAUGAGUCCAUAUCAUAAAGAAGCACACAUACUAAUGAAACCUGUAUACCAGGUUACUGUAGGUUAUAUACAAUUUGUGGCAUUUCAACUACAACAUUGUCAAUUUCAUUUGACCAAGGAAAAAGUCAGCCUAGGGAAAACAGUGCCUUGGUAAAAUGCAACUUAUUUUUUUAAAUAAUUCUAAGUAAAGUGGCCUUGUUUUGUGAAUAACUAUUAAUAAUCACCAUACAGAAUUAAUGUGUAGGAUCCCCCUCAGGCACAUAUCUUUUGGUAUCAGCAAGAACAAGCAGAUGUUUCUUUUUAAAUGGUGAGAAUUCUUUUGUGCCCAUGCAUAAAACUGACGUGUAUUAGAUGUUUUGUUUUUAAUGGGUAUGUUUUGUCCAUAUGGUGUCAUGUAUUGUAAACAAACUAUUUUCAAUGAACAAAUGUUAUGGGUUUAUUGUUGUAGCAUCCUGUAGAGAGAGCAUUGCCAUGUUGGGAUUGUGUUGUUUGUUUUAUGAAUCGACUUUGUUUCUGCAUAUUGUUUCAUUAAUACUAUGAUCAUGGAAGUGAAACCAACAAAAUGUGGUGUAAAUAUUUUAAUUGUAGUUUAAUAUAUUGUAAUUGUAGUCAUUUUAAUAGUAACAUGUAUCUGUAUUUGUUAUGAACUAAGAGCAAUGUAUUUAACACACUUCAAUCUGUAAAUGUAAUGCUG